ACACACACACACACAACAUUCUGUAACACUACAUUAUAGUGCUCUUAGUAAUCUGUCAUUACUUCUUGAAAGUAUUGUCACAUCCUGAUCCAGUGAUCCAUGGUUUUAGGUUAUCAAAGUAUUUAGGAAUAUAAUGAUAUUCGUCAACAACUUUGUAAGAUGGAGUCUUAUAUAUCUGAGUGUAAUCCAAAACACUGAACACUAACAAACAAGGACAUGAUGUCACAUGGAAAACAUAUAGGAGGUGAGAACCUGAUAUGCCGUCCCAAACCACCAUUGCACGUCACCACAGCAUAAUUUCCUCCUCAACUCUCAUUUAAAGUGGCUAGAAGCUGCAGCUCAGAGGUUUGAGUGCUCCUUGAGAUAAUUACCUUCCUGACAACAACAGUGAGACCCUACUCUCCUCUCCUCUUUCCUUUUCAAGCAAACUAGUGAGAUUAGGAAGACAAGAGCUUUAGGUGGAUCCCAAAAAAAUCACACCAUCAUAAAAAAAACAGAAUCCGUGCAUACGCUUUAGGCCUAAUAUCCAGUGAGCCCAACAAGUGGGGGGUUUCUUCUCAUUGUGAUUGUCUUGGAAAGACGCAGCUGUUGGCUGGAAAUAGAGAUUUCACCAUCCGUUUCUAAAGUAAUCCUACAGACAAUGCUUUUUGGUAGAAUAGUGGUCUACAGAGCCGAGUUACUCCACAUUCAGUGGUGUUAAAGCUGUUAUGGCUUUGCUAAGCCUGUGUGGAUGAGACUAUGGGGGGUAUCUUUUAAAAAAGUAAUGUUGACGUGGGCAAAGUUGUCUUAGUUGUCUACAAUAUCAUCUUAAUGUGAACAGUAUGACAAGUAAUGAAAAUAUAAAUAUUCUACAUGUGGAUUAGCUGCAUACAGCACAAAAUAAAAAUCACAUAAAUGAUCACCACAGUGCUACAUAAAUGAUCACCAUAAAUAACUAGCAUAGUGCUACAUAAAUGUCACCAUAAAUAACUAGCAUAGUGCUACAUAAAUGAUCACCAUAAAUAACUAGCAUAGCGCUACAUAAAUGAUCACCAUAAAUAACUAGCAUAGCGCUACAUAAAUGAUCACCAUAAAUAACUAGCAUAGUGCUACAUAAAUGAUCACCAUAAAUAACUAGCACAGUGCUACAUAAAUGAUCACCAUAAAUAACUAGCAUAGUGCUACAUAAAUGAUCACCAUAAAUAACUACCACAGUGCUACAUAAAUGAUCACCAUAAAUAACUAGCAUAGUGCUACAUAAAUGUCACCAUAAAUAACUAGCAUAGUGCUACAUAAAUGAUCACCAUAAAUAACUAGCAUAGCGCUACAUAAAUGAUCACCAUAAAUAACUAGCAUAGUGCUACAUAAAUGAUCACCAUAAAUAACUAGCACAGUGCUACAUAAAUGAUCACCAUAAAUAACUAGCACAGUGCUACAUAAAUGAUCACCAUAAAUAACUAGCAUAGUGCUACAUAAAUGAUCACCAUAAAUAACUAGCACAGUGCUACAUAAAUGAUCACCAUAAAUAACUAGCAUAGUGCUACAUAAAUGACAUCAUCAUAUUUGAUCAUACUACUUUAUUUGACUACAAAUCUGUUUAUCUGUCUGGUGACAUCAAGAGUAGUCGUUCUGUAACCUACUCAUCCUACCCUGUUCCUCCAGGCCCAGUAGAUAUAAACAGGUUUACUCUACUCCAGGCAGCCCAGCAAACAGGCUGCUUUCAUUCUCAUUAAUUAGCAGCUGAGCUAAACCUCUAAGCCAUGAAAUCAGCCUUACAGCAAUCCACCCAAAUCUCCCUUUCUCUUUCUCUCUGGGUUUGUUACAGUGAAAGCCCACAUGUCCUUGGAACUGCACACACAUGCCUAUCACGCCAGUAAGCCAGAAGCCACGCUACAUCUCUUUCCAUGGGGCCCUUGGGGUGUCUCCAAAACACACCCCCAAGGGCCCCACGUGUCAACACAAUGUGAGCUACAGUAUAUCGGCUACGUUUGCUACAUGCACAUACCCUGGACCAGAUCCACGACAUACAAACGUGGGAAUAUUGUAGCACUAGGCCGGCACAUGAGAGCCGUCCAGAAAAGACGAUGUGGGCGCUGACGUUAGCGUGCCAAAAUGACAUCAUCGAUGUGAGAGAAAAAAACAUUGGUGAUCUUGGUCACACUGAGCUUUAACUUCUAAAGCUUAAUGAAGGCUUCAAAACUCUUUAAGCCUACACAUCACUAAUCAUGUUUUAGUAUAUCGUAUAAUGGUGAUAUAAGGAGCCCUUACAUACAGUAUGGUGCUUUGAAGUGUGAAGUGUGAACUUGGUGGUUUUCUUUAUGGAUGGAUUUAAUAACAGCACAGUGAAAGGGAGAAUAUAUUAAACACUGGCCUUCAAUUGAGUUUUGAGAAAACCCUGAACAAAAUGAAGACUGAAUGAAUGAAUCAAUCCCUAACAUAAUGUAUAUCACAGAGUUCAAUGGUUUCCUUUAAUCCAGACACUGCGCUGCAUAAACAUGUGUGUCACCAGAUUUUGUGAAUUUUCCACCUCACGUGCCCAGACAGUGAUCCCCUCUUUGGAAUGACCACGAUGAUAAGACACGGGGAUGGGCCAAUAAGAGAGAGAGUGCAUGAAAGAGGGGGAUAAUGAAAGAGAGAGAUAGCAAGAGAAGGAGAUCAGGGAGGGUAAGAGCUUGCAGUGGAGGUGUUGAGACAAAAGGACAGGUACUAUUCUACUGGUGAGGAGAAAGACUAGUCAGUUGACAGAGACAGACAGGCAGAUAGAAAGCACAGAGCAAGUUAACCUCAGAUGUGUUUUUAGUGUUGGAUUCAAAGACUAUUAUCAUCAUCAAACCACUCUGGAACAAAAAAAACGGUCAAGAGGAAACCAACAUCUAACCAAGAAAAUAUCUACAGUAUUCUCUACAACAGAAGACUGGAAAGAGAGCUGCUAUACUUGUAAAGACAGCACAGAGACUGUUUCAUCGUUAUUAUUCGUCAGCCCAGUAACUGACCAUCAUGACACAUCAGGUCAGCCGCUCUCCGUUCCUCAAGCCCUUCUACACGAGGACCCCGGUUGGUGGGGUCAUUCCGCGAACCCAGAGACGCCACACGCUCCCCGCCAGCGAGUUCAGGAACCUGACCCCACAGGACGCCAUCAGCGUGUUCGAGAUCGAGAGAGAAGCAUUCGUCUCUGUGUCUGGCGAGUGUCCACUCACUCUUGACGAGGUGCUGAACUUCCUAAGUCAGUGUCCGGAGCUCUCCCUGGGCUGGUUUGAAGAGGGCCAGCUGGUGGCGUUCAUCAUCGGCUCAGGCUGGGGCAAAGAGAGACUGGAGCAGGAGGCCAUGACCCAGCAUAUCCCAGAAACCUCAGCAGUGCACAUCCACGUGCUGUCUGUGCACCGCCACGCUCGCCAGCAGGGUAAAGGUUCCAUCCUGCUGUGGCGCUACCUGCAGUACCUGCGAUGUGUGCCAGGCCUCCGGAGGGCCCUGCUGGCCUGUGAGGAGUUCCUGGUUCCCUUCUACCAGAAGGCAGGCUUCAAGGAGAAGGGGCCUUCUGCCAUCACCGUGCCCAACCUCACCUUCCAGGAGAUGGAGUACCAUAUCGGCGGAGCGGCCUACGCACGGCGGAACAGCGGCUGCUAGUCACUGCCGGCCGUCACCACCCCGCUCAUAAUCACAUCAACCCUAGCACUGGAACUCAUCCACCAUGUAAUCAUAGACUCUGGUCAUCACAGUUGACCGUCCAGACCACACUAUAGCAGACAGACAGAUCCAAGCACCAACCUGGUCUCAGAGCAUUUCAUAAUAUUCUGUACGUAAAUUCGAGACACUCCAUUUAGUAUGAUAGGUUACAUUUGGUAUGGUUACAUAAGACAGAUGGUUACUUAAGGAGGGUGGUUGGUCAGGAUGGGUGGGUGUACAACACGAACAUCUAGCAAAGGUUUGCGAGUUCAAAUCUCAUCACUGACAACUUUAACAACUUUUCACUACUUACUACUUUUUAGCUACUUUGCAACUGCUUGUUAUCCAAAACUUCCCCUAAGCCUAACCUUAAACCCUUUUAGCUGACCUUUCACGUAUAGCUAACCUUUCACGUAACUUUAACCUUAACCCUUUUAGCUAAUCUUCCCCUAAACCUAACCCUAACCCUAACCUUAACCCUUUAACCUAACUCAUAAACUUAACCCUAACCCCUAGUCUAGCUAAUGUUAGCGAGCUUGCUAACGUUAGGCACCUAGCUAGAAUUAGCAACAUAUCAUACGUUUUGUAAAAUCCCAAUAUAUUGUAUAUUUAGCAAAUUCUGAACAUAUAAUACGAAUUGUAAUUUGUAACAUAUCAUAUACGAAAUGGGUGAUGGACGUCUACCAAUCAACACAUACCAUACCAAACGUAACAUAUCAUACUAAAUGGAUUGUCCCAGAUUUACAUACAGAAUCAUAUGAAAUGCUCUGAGAUCAGGUUGCAACCACAGGUGCUCCAUGAGAGAAGGCACUGCCCCAUCAAUCUCAGCUGCAGCACCAGCAGGCUCCGAGACACCAUCUUUCAGUGCCUCACAGACAGCAUCCCGACGCCCUGCAACAUAGACAGGGGACAUGCACCAUCACAUGAAGCGGACAAGAAUGGGUUUUCUAAGAAAACAGCAACAGAAAGCAAAACAAAAAAUGUCUGUUAGCGAUAGAAGACAGAAUCAGAAUAUGUUUGAGAUGCAAUGUGGAGUUUCAGCAUACUUUGUGUACAACACGUCUUGAAUUAACAAAGUUCUAAUUUUGCAGUCCCGACAUUCUUCUUUUUUAUUAUGCUUAAUUUUGAGAGUAUUUAAAUGAAAUAUUCCUUGCCACAAAUUGUACUUUGUAGUACUAUUCUUGUUUGAGGUCUUUAUUAUUACUAAUGCUACUAUUGUUAUUGAGAUACUAAUACUUACUAUUGUUAUUGGGAUACUAAUACUACUAUUGUUUUUGGGAUACUAAUACUACUAUUGUUUUUGGGAUACUAAUACUACUAUUAUUAUUGGGAUACUAAUACUGCUAUUGUUAUUGCGAUACUAGUACUACUAUUGUUAUUGAGAUACUACUACUUACUAUUGUUAUUGAGAUACUAAUACUACUAUUGUUAUUGAGAUACUGUUACUGAGAUACUACUAUUACUGAGUUCUCUGAGUGUGAUGUAAAUACCAUUUUAUUUUUGUAAACCCUAUUAGUCCUCUGGUGUGUUGAAAUCUUAGGCUUUUGCUUAUCUUUUUUGUAUUAACACUAUGAUGUACUAAGGCAAUAUAGGGAAACGAUGCCACUGAUUUUAUAGCUCCUCAUAUUCCCUUUAACAUUGACAUACAUCAUGAAAACAGUGGU
Molecule: messenger RNA, 5306 nt
Organism: Salvelinus fontinalis (brook trout)
Lineage: Eukaryota; Metazoa; Chordata; Actinopteri; Salmoniformes; Salmonidae
Product: serotonin N-acetyltransferase-like
Exons: 3
Coding region: 2977-3603 (208 amino acids)
Biological process (GO): circadian rhythm; response to light stimulus
Cellular component (GO): cytoplasm
Molecular function (GO): aralkylamine N-acetyltransferase activity
Source: RefSeq, a predicted model, not a curated record